AUGGAUAAUUCACCAAACCCAACCCCCCGCAGGAUGACGAUUGACUCUUGGGAAGCAGUUCCUCCCGUUGUGCCAUGCACUUACAAGGAUUGUUCGCUGAGUUUUCAAAAUGUGGAGGAUAUGAGGGAGCAUAAGAAAAGUGACCCAGAUCACGCUUACUGUUCUCGAUGCCAGCGAGAUUUCUUCGAUGAAGAUGACCUGACAAAUCACAAGCUGACUAGCCCCAUGCACAAGAUCGUUUGUCCUUACUGCGAUCUUGAGUGCAUGAGCGAAGGUGGACGGGAGUUUCAUGUCAAGAUUUACCAUCCCGCCAGUCAGAACAUCCGAUGCACAGGCUGCGACGUUUUCUACAAGAAUGCCUCAGCCCUGAUCCGCCAUCUUGAGCGCAACCUUUGCCACAAUAUCCCGGUCCUGUGCAAAACACAACAGGAAGCCCAACAGAAAGCGAAAGAUAACCCGGGAAAGGAAUAUGUUCCUGGCUUUGUAGUCAGCGGGUUCCAAGACAUCCCCAUCAAAGUCACCAGCCCUAUCAGCCCCGGGUCCAAGCAAACCCACGACUGGACCGCCCAUGUUUUCAAGAGCGAGCACACAGGCCACUUCAUGUGCCUAUGUGGAUACGAAGCGGUCCUCGAAGCGGAUAUUAGGAGACACGUUGCGGUGGAUCUACGGCUGAACAAAUCUGUCUGCGUCGCAUGCGGAAAGGACUUUACCUCCACUUCCGCUCUCGUGAGUCACGCCGAGAUGGCCACUGUCAAGUGCAAUAUUCGGAAAAGUGACGGGUUUAGUCGCUUUAUCACUGAGGCUACUAGUGGCCUUGUCAAGGUUGAUGGGGAAAUGCCGGGUGGUACCAAGCGGCUUGUUGCUGUAGGAGUUGAGGAAGCAAAGGUUGCUUAUCAUGGGCUUUUUGGGGUGGUGGCUGUUGUUCGGAAAGACAAGGGAGCUUUUUGGUAA
Penicillium verhagenii is the source of this 951-nucleotide messenger RNA. RefSeq names its product putative C2H2 finger domain protein. The record is from RefSeq and is a predicted model, not a curated record. The transcript has 3 exons. Lineage: Eukaryota; Fungi; Ascomycota; Eurotiomycetes; Eurotiales; Aspergillaceae. Bases 1 to 951 code for a protein of 316 amino acids.